Trichomonas vaginalis G3 is the source of this 2205-nucleotide messenger RNA. Its product is annotated as ankyrin repeat and SOCS box-containing protein 4 family. Gene Ontology annotation, molecular function: protein binding. The coding region runs from base 1 to 2205 and encodes 734 amino acids. NCBI's taxonomy places the organism in Eukaryota, Parabasalia, Trichomonadida, Trichomonadidae. The transcript has a single exon. The record is from RefSeq and is a predicted model, not a curated record.
AUGGAAUAUUUAUUUAAUCAAGAAUAUGGAAUAGAAAUGAAUUCAUAUGAUAAGAAACGCUUCAAAAAAUAUGAAGCUGAAAACUAUUCAUUGGAUGUUCAUGAGAAAGGCACAAUUUACUAUUCCAUUAUGCAUGAUGACAUAAAAUCAUUUAUUUCAUUCACAGAAAGAGGAGAUUUUAAUAAAAAUCAGAAGCUUGCAAAUGAACUGUAUCCUGAUUCAAAAGAAGGAUAUUCAUUACUUGAAUUAUGUUGUUAUCAUGGAGCUAAAAAUUGUUUUAAGCUUUUACGAUCUAAGUUUAAUUCAGAAAUCACUCCACAAUGUCUCUCUUUUUCAUUUUUGAGUGGAAAUCCAGAUAUCAUGAAUGAAUGUUUGAAAAAAGAAGUUCCAGAUGAUAAAACUAUGAGUUAUGCAAUUUUUUCACACAACAUUGAUUUUGUUUCUUUCUUGGUUAGCGAAUAUGAAAUUGAUAUUGAUUUAGAAGAUUGUUGCAGGUAUGGCAACAUUCAAGCAUUCUUUAUUUACCUUGACAGUACAAAAGACUACAGAAAUUGCUUUAUCUAUUCUCCUUUGUUUUCAGAACCUUCUCUUGUCAAAUAUUUCAUUUCAGAUAAAAUCGAUGUUAAUUCCAAGUGCAAAAGUGGGAAAACAAUACUCCAUCAUGCAGCUAUGAGCUCACAAAGAGAAAUAAUAGACUAUCUUAUUUCACUUGGCGCAGAUGUUAAUUUAAGAGACAAUCGUAGAAAUACACCACUUCAUCUAGCCGCAUCAAGUGAUAGAGUUGAGAAUGUUGAAUCUCUUAUUUCUCAUAAAGCAAAUAUUAAUUCGAGGAAUUCGUUCAAUUCGACACCAUUACAUCUUUCAAUACUUGGUCAAUGCAAAGAAAUAUCAAAAGUACUUAUAUUGCAUGAUGCAAGUGUCAACAUCAAAGAUAUAAAUGGAUGCACAGCUCUCCAUUAUUCGGCUCGUUUUAAUUGUAGUGAAACUGUUGAACUUCUCAUUAAACACGAUGCCAAUAUCAAUGAAAAAGAAAUGAAUGUAAAAAUUCCUCUUCAUUAUUCAGCUAUGCAAAAUUCUAAGGAAUCUGCAGAGAUUCUUAUUUCAAACGGAUCAAAUGUUAAUGAAAGAGAUUUGGACGGACGGACACCUCUUCAUGACGCAGCGCAAUAUAAUAGUAAAGAGACUGCAGAAGUUCUAAUAUCUCAUGGUGCUAACAUCAAUGAAAUGGACAGCCAUGGGCUAUUACCAAUUUAUAUUGCAUCGGGUAAUAAUAGCAUUGAGACACAAGAAUUCCUCAUGUUACAAAUGGAAAAUGCAAACGGAAAAAAUCAGAUUGAAGAGAUGACAUUCGAAAUUGCAGCUUCAAAAAAUAAUAAAGAAAUAAUUCAGCUUUAUAUUUCACACGGAGGAAAUAUUAAUGAGGAAGGUACAAAUGGGUGGACUCUACUUACUUUUGCCGCAUCAUUUAACAAUAAGGAAACAGUAGAAUUUCUUAUUUCAAAUGGAGCCAAUAUAAAUCACAAAGAUGUAUUUGGAAUGACCGCUCUUCAUCAUGCAGCAAAACAUAAUAGUAAAGAAAUUACAGAAAUUCUGAUAUCAAAUGGCGUAAAUGUUAAUGAAAAAGAUAAUGAUGGACGCACUCCUCUUCAUUAUGCUGCAGAAAGUAACAGUAUAGAAACAAUAGAAGUUCUUAUUUCAAAUGGAGCAAAUAUCAACGAAAAAGAUAAUGAUGAAUUAAGUGCUCUUCAUUAUUCAACGAAAAAUAAUUGUCAAGAACUUGCAGAAAUAUUAAUUUAUCUCGGUGCAAAUAUUGAUGAUCGAGAUAAAAAUGGAAUGACAGUUCUACAUAGAGCUGCCAUCAACAAUAGUAAGGAAAUAGCAGAACUUCUUAUUACCAAUGGUGCAGAUGUUAAUAUCAAAGAUAAUAAUGGAUGUACUGCUCUCCAUUUUGCCGCACAACAUAACAGUAAAGAAGUAGCUGAAAUUCUAAUUAAUAAUGGAGCAGAUAUUAAUGCAAAAGAUAAUGAUGGAUGUACUGCCCUUCAUUUCGCCGCAAAAAAUACCAGUUUAGCUGUUGCAGAAAUUCUUGUCGCCAAUGAUGCUAAUAUCGAUGAAACAAAUAACUAUAGACAAACAGCUUUUGAUUUUGCCAAAGAAAAUAUGCUUAAACAGAUGACAAACUAUAUAAAUAAAUAUCGCUUUUGA